Trifolium pratense (red clover) is the source of this 1689-nucleotide messenger RNA. Its product is annotated as tubulin alpha-5 chain-like. The transcript is spliced from 6 exons. Gene Ontology annotation, biological process: microtubule cytoskeleton organization; mitotic cell cycle. NCBI's taxonomy places the organism in Eukaryota, Viridiplantae, Streptophyta, Magnoliopsida, Fabales, Fabaceae. The coding region runs from base 162 to 1514 and encodes 450 amino acids. Gene Ontology annotation, cellular component: cytoplasm; microtubule. Gene Ontology annotation, molecular function: structural constituent of cytoskeleton; GTP binding. The record is from RefSeq and is a predicted model, not a curated record.
GUUACUGAUGCAUAAUGAAUUUAGAUAUUUGAGGAAUGAAGAAGAAGAGAUAUAUCUUGGUGUCUCAUUGAUGUGCCAUGAGUCAUGACAUGAAAUGAAAUAACAACAAACAAGACAAGGAUGUAUGCACCCACAGGAAAGUUAGAGAACAUAGAGAGAAGAUGAGAGAGAUAAUAAGUAUUCAUAUUGGACAAGCUGGAAUUCAAGUGGGAAAUUCAUGUUGGGAGCUUUAUUGUCUUGAGCAUGGAAUUCAACCUGAUGGCUUGAUGCCUAGUGAUACCUCACCUGGUGUAGCACGCGACGCAUUCAACACCUUCUUCAGUGAGACCGGAUCUGGAAAGCAUGUGCCAAGAGCCAUAUUUGUUGAUCUGGAACCUACUGUUAUCGAUGAAGUAAGAACUGGUCCUUACAGACAACUCUUUCACCCUGAGCAAUUAAUUUCCGGCAAGGAGGAUGCUGCUAAUAAUUUUGCAAGGGGACACUACACCAUUGGAAGAGAAAUUGUUGAACUAUGCCUCGAUCGUAUCCGAAAAUUAGCAGACAGUUGCACUGGAUUGCAAGGAUUCUUGGUAUUCAGUGCUGUUGGUGGAGGUACUGGUUCUGGUUUGGGAUCAUUACUUUUGGAACGAUUGUCUGUAGAUUAUGGCAAAAAGUCUAAACUCGGCUUUACCAUCUAUCCUUCUCCUCAGGUAUCUACUGCAGUUGUUGAACCUUACAACAGUGUUCUUUCCACGCAUUCACUUCUUGAGCACACUGAUGUGGUUGUACUUUUGGACAAUGAAGCAAUAUAUGAUAUAUGCAAAAAAUCAUUAGAUAUAGAAAGGCCAACUUACACCAACUUGAACCGUUUGAUUUCUCAAAUUAUCUCUUCCUUGACCACUUCCUUGAGAUUUGACGGUGCAAUCAACGUGGAUAUUACCGAGUUCCAGACAAACCUGGUUCCAUAUCCUCGUAUUCAUUUCAUGCUUUCGUCUUAUGCUCCUGUAAUAUCCGCUGCGAAGGCCUACCAUGAGCAGAUAUCAGUUCCUGAGAUCACCAACUCGGUUUUUGAGCCGUCAAGUAUGAUGGCUAAGUGUGAUCCUAGACAUGGAAAGUACAUGGCGUGCUGCCUUAUGUAUCGUGGAGAUGUUGUGCCUAAAGAUGUGAAUGCAGCAGUUUCAAAUAUCAAAACAAAGAGAACAGUUCAGUUUGUUGACUGGUGUCCAACUGGUUUCAAGUGUGGUAUAAAUUACCAGCCACCAACUGUAGUACCGGGAGGUGAUCUUGCCAAGGUGAUGCGCGCGGUUUGUAUGAUAAGCAACAAUACAGCUGUUGCCGAGGUUUUCUCUCGCAUUGAUCAUAAAUUUGAUCUCAUGUAUGCUAAGAGGGCAUUUGUACAUUGGUAUGUUGGUGAAGGAAUGGAAGAAGGUGAAUUUUCAGAAGCCAGAGAGGAUCUUGCCGCGCUUGAAAAGGACUAUGAAGAAGUUGGAGCUGAAGGUGAAGCUGGUGAUGAUGAUGAUGUUGAUGACUACUGAAACCUUUCAUCAAUCCUUCAUCAUCAACUCUCUUCUUUUUACCGUCUCUUGUAUCUCUGGCUGUGUAAUAAGUAUUGCUCUUGUGUCCAUUAUUUUUUAGCAUCUUUUUGUUGUGUGCGCUUUGUACUUGUGAAUGUUUCAAGUUAAGAAAAUGUUGAGAAAUAUUUUUUCAUCA